This is a messenger RNA of Prorocentrum cordatum, 1488 nucleotides long. Lineage: Eukaryota; Dinophyceae; Prorocentrales; Prorocentraceae. The record is from the annotation of a GenBank genome assembly.
AUGCCGCUCGAGGAGAUGGGCCUGGAGAUGUUCGACGCGGAGCGGCCCGAGUGGGCGAAGGCCAUCUGCGGCGCCCGACGCCCGCGGGAAGGAGACGACGCCGAGGAUCGGCCCCAGCGAGAGCGAGGCGAGGAGCCCCAGGGAGGUCGAGGCGGCGGCCGAGGCAUGAAGGAGCAGGAGCUCGUCGACCUCACCGCGCGGCUCGCCCUCGUGACAGCUCGCGGUCUCGGCCUCGUCGAGUCCAAUGCGAUGGAGACACGCCUGCUCGACGCGACCCACUUCUUGGCCAAGGCCGGACUUGCCGCCGACAAAUAUUACACGGAAGCGGCGGCCGGCCUGAAAGAAAUCAAGAAGGCCAACCCAGAGACGGACCUGUCGCCCCUCGGCCCCCCGUUCGCGACGGUCUUCUGGAUGACAGUGAACGCCGUGAAGAAACAGGCUCAGGGCGCAGCCGUCGAUGUCGCCGCGAAUUUUUGGAACGCACAUGUCGACAAAAAACAGCCCGACUAUAUUGCCACCUAUAUCACCCACUUCAGUGUUAAGCAGCCUCGGGGAGAUCACAGCAAGCGAAUGCAGGGGGGAGUAAAGUUCCAGAUCGUGAUCCAUCCGACCGCCGUGGGCAUAGCCCUCCGCCAGAUUUUCGACAGAGUGUUGGAGGAGGCGGGGGCGGUUCGUCUUGCGGGAUCGGCGCCGAGGGGGCCGCUGGAGGGGCAGACAGAUCGCAGAGCUGCCACAGAAGAAAAAGUGAUUCUUCAACGACGGCAGCGAGCUGAGAAGAGACCCAAUUUGUCGGAACCUGAUGAUUGCAGCAGAGCUCGACAAUUUCUGAUGUCAGCUGAGGAUCCGCCCACACACCGACCUUCGCUUGGGCGUGGAAGUCAAUCGUGGGGGUGCGCAGACUCACCUGAUGUGAAUGCAGAGCCUGUGGGAUCUUUGGAGGUCCCACCCUCUGUUGGGGAGAGCUCACGUUGUCAAUCUCAAGGGUUUGCCACCUUACCUGAUGCGCAUGCUGAACCUGCGAAUGUUGUGGGAAGGGGUCCACGUGAAUCGUUCACUGAGUGUAAUAUCCAGUCUGAUUGCCGCUCGCCCCCCCCGAACCCUGAGGCCCAGAGGCAGUUUGAAGUGUGGACGAGCUCGGUCAGAUCUGAAUCUCGUUCUGGACUUCUAGAGGCUGUCUUGAGGCCUGCUCUGUCCUCCCCCUCCGCGUUCUGUUCCUGGGGCCAGGUCUUUCCCUCCUUUGCCUCCGCCUCCUCCUGGGCUUUCUGCGCCCUCGGCAUUCGCGACAAGCGAACGCUACCACCAGUUGGCGAAGAGGGGCGCGCUGCAGGAAGUACUCCGAGGGCUGGGAGCGCAUCUUCGGCGGCAAGCCGCGGCGGGAACAGCCAGCCGCAGCGCAGCCGCCGGCCCCGGCGGGCACGGCCAGGCCGGGCGCCGGGGGGGGGCCCGCGGCCCUCGUGGCGGCGGACGCGCUGCUGCCGGCGGAGCUGA